AUGAGAGUUAUUAUCUUAUUGUUUGCACUAGUAGCUGUUACUCUUGCUAAAUACCAAAUUGGUAGUGGCCAGCAAUGCUAUCAGUGUGCUACAGAAGGCAGUAAAAUAUGCAGAGAUGCUAUAGAUCCUGAAGUUAGACACUGCUGUGGAGAGUUUGAGUACUCACUUGAUUGUGGAAGUUGGAACGAUACUCAAUGUUCAGAUCAAAUAACAGAUACAAGUGAUUACUACCUCUUGAAAUUGGAAAUAAUUUUGUUUUAAAAAGCAUGCUCUCUAGGAAAAGAAUGAACCCAUAGAAAUCCUGGUCAGACUGGAAAACCCCUGUAAGACUCCUUCUUCCUCUUGGAAGCCGCUUAAAGAUUCUCAUAGGCUAUCAACUUAUCUAUGAUAGGGCUUGCUUUAAGUUCCAAAAGUUUUGGAGAGUCCAAUGAGUAAAUUUUUCAAAUUUCUUCAGGAUUUGUUGAUUAGUCUUCUCAACUAAAAGAAACUUUGAGGGAGAAGCUAAAUGAAAGUUUUUAUUGCAUUUUCUGUAAAAAUGAGCGAGAUGGCUCGCUCUUCGGAAUAUCAACACUAAUAGUAGAACUCAGGCGAGCUAAGAAGGAGUCAUUUUUCUUUCAUACUUAUAGAAAAUACAAUAAAACUUGAACUUAGCUUCUCCUUUAUAAUUUUCUCAAUUGAGAAGACUAAUUGUCAAAUCCUAAACAAAUAUGCAUAACCUGCACGUUGUACCCUCCAAAACUCUUGGAACUUAGUGCAAGUCCAUCAUAGAUGCUUUGAGAGUCUCUGAGAAUCUUUAAGCAGCUUCUAAAAGGAAGAAGGAGGCUCAUAGAAGUCUUCUAGUCUUAUCAGUAUUUCUGUGGGUUUACUCUUCUCCUUGAAGUCAUGCUUUUUAGAACAAAAUUAUUUUCAAUUUCAAGGUGCAAUACGGAAGACAUUUACUUCUGUGUGAUACUUUCAAUUCUUGCAAGUAUGAUCAAAUUUGGCCAUCGUAAGAGUUCGCCUUGCUUCAUUCAAUAUUUUCAUCCUGGUUAACUUUGUGUCUCAAUUCUGAUAAAUUUGACUCUUUUAUUUGCAACAAUGACUAAUUUUUAUCAGAAUACAUUCUCAUUUCAAAUAGAAUUGAUGAGGUAUAGUAAAGCUGAAAGAAUGUAACCUUGUACUAUCUUCUAAUUUUAAGAAGAUCAUUUGGCUGGAUAAUCUGUAAACCCCACUUUUUGAGUGAAAUAAUGUUAGAAUCUAUAAUAUUUUGGUGAUUCUACCAUUAUUAAAAAUGCGACUUUCAGAUUAUAUAACCAAGUGAUCUUCUUAAGAUUAGAUGAUAUCUACAAGGUUACAUUGUUUCAACAUUUUCUAUAACAGGUUAUACAAAAAAAUCUAAUGUUGGCUGAUCCCUGUGCUAUCAGGCUCUGGAAUGUUGCUU
Messenger RNA from Moneuplotes crassus, 1420 nucleotides. NCBI's taxonomy places the organism in Eukaryota, Ciliophora, Spirotrichea, Euplotida, Euplotidae. The record is from the annotation of a GenBank genome assembly.